This is a messenger RNA of Acipenser ruthenus (sterlet), 11439 nucleotides long. RefSeq names its product leucine zipper protein 1-like. The coding region runs from base 801 to 3965 and encodes 1054 amino acids. Lineage: Eukaryota; Metazoa; Chordata; Actinopteri; Acipenseriformes; Acipenseridae. The transcript is spliced from 5 exons. The record is from RefSeq and is a predicted model, not a curated record.
CCCGGAGUGUAUUCUGAGCCUGGCUGCUCAGUAAGUCCGGCUACUUACGCACUUCCUAGCGAGGAGACUGUACUCCGGUUAGGGAAGCGGGUUCUGUCGGGUUUACAGGCGGUCUUUACCGCAAGGAGGCGGUCUUUUUGGACGAGGGCCGUCCUUUUUUUUGCAAGGGUGGGUGGAUGUUUUGGCAAACCCACCUUUCUCAUUGUUUAGGACACUUUGGAAUGUGAUGGUUUGAUCCUGCAGUGUGGGGAGGGGGAACAGAGAGAGAGAGAGAGAGAGAGCGAGAGUGGGGAAAACCUCCAGUGUUUGUGCUAUUGGCGUGCUGAACUUGUAAAAGGACUUUUUAAAGUGCGAUCCUGUCUCUUUUGGGUCAUACACACUGAGCUGAUUGUUUGAGAGGGAUAUUGCGUCUUUCCCAUAUGGCAAGGCCCCAGGACUGACCAUAUUAAAAAUGAAGAUUCAAAUCUUUGCAUCUGUGAAUUUUCAAAUUAUGCAGCAGUAACUCCUACAGGUCUGUAUAUUCAUCUUGACAGCGAACCCUAAGGAUGAAAAGGCCAAAUUAAAAAAAUAACACAGAAGACUGGAUUACAACGACCUGUUACCUUGGUUUGUGUAUCAAAUAUCCGUGUGAAAAAAGGAUAAAAAGGGGAACAAAAUAAAGGACAAAGAUACAAUUCAGAAAAAAGACUUCUCAUUAGUGCAACAAGAAAACCUAUUGUAAAAAAAAAAAAAAAAAAAGUGCCCAAACGCACUACCACGCAAAUGUGGUCGUCUGGGAAGACUGUCCAGUAAAAGCAGCCAUGGCUGACGUUACAAGCUAUAAGGAUACUACGAGCCGCCAUCUGCGGCACAAACUGCAGAGCCUCGGUCGCCGUCUGGAUGAGCUUGAGGAAGCUACCAAGAACCUGCAGAAAGCCGAAGAUGAACUUCUGGACCUCCAGGACAAGGUCAUCCAGGUGGAAGGCAGCAACUCCAGUCUGCUCAACGAUGUGGACGCUAUGCGUAAACGUGUCCUGAAAAUAGAGGGCAAGGAUGAGGAAGUCAGGAAGGCAGAGGAACUCUGCAGGCUCUUCAAUGAGAAGAUGGAGGCAGAGGAAAAUAUGACUAAAGAGCUGAAGACCGAAACCGAAAGGCUUCAGAGAAGGAUGGCCGAAAUGGAGAAGCUGGAAGAAGCCUUCACCAAGAGUAAGUCAGAUUGCACCCAGCUCUGUCUGAGCUUGAAUGAGGAGAAGAACCUGACCAAGAAGCUUGCCUCUGAGCUGGAGACGUUUAAAGCACGGCUGAAAGAGAUUGAGUCUUCCGAGAGCAGGCUGGACAAGGCCGAGCAGAGCUUGAUGGGCGAGCUGGAAAAGCUAAAGUCGUUUGCAUUGAGUUUCGUCAAUGAGAGGAAGAGCUUUCUGGAGAAGCAGAAGCAGGACGAGCAGCUGAUACAGGAGCUGACCCAGAAACUGGAACAAAACAAUAGGAUCAACGUGGCAGACCAAAGCAGGAAUGCAUCCAAUCUCCUCCAUCACUCCUCAGAGAUUGGGGAUCUCCGGAUAGAAGAUGAUCUUUCCCCGGGCUUGACAACCAAGGUUGGUAUGAGGAAGAAGAGUCUUGACUACUUGAAGCUGUCGGAUGACGUGGGUCUGCGAAACAAAUCUGAGAACAUAAAGAACAGUAGUGAGGGCCAGGAGGACAACAAGGUGAAGGAUCUCAACCAGGAGAUUGAAAGACUCAAAAACCGCCUGAAGCAGCUCGAAUUGGUUGAGGAGGAACUCAAAAACACAGAGGCCAAGAACAGAGAGCUUCAGGAGAAAUUCCAGAUGGAGAAAAACCACAGCAAAGCCCUGAGCGAUCAGAUGGAACAGUUGAAGGUGCUGCUUAGCGGUGCUAAAAUCCUUGAGAAUGGCAAAGCAGAGAAUGAGGAAAUUAAUGUCCGGGGAGGCUUCCGGCAGGAAAAGCCCAAGUACAGGAGCGGGGCAACAGAUCAGUCGGUCUCCAAGUACAAAACCCGAGAACUCUCUCCUCAGCAGAGAAGGGAAAGGAUAAGGAACAGAGACUACAGUCAACCAGAGGAGAGCUCUCCUAAAUCUGUCCGCAGGGCUCUUAGUCCUAGUUUGAAGAGCAGAAGGGCUGGGAAAGCUGGCACAACAGCAUCGAUUGAGGCCGGGGUCAAGGAAAGGGGAAGGGGAGUGGAAGAAAAAGCUGUGACUUCCAGCUACAUGUCCACAAGCACAUCCCAGAAUGAGGUGAAGAAAACAAAGGAGCUGCCUUCAGUUCUCAGUCGCUACCCUCCGGCUGCUAAUGUCCAGAGUGUCCAAAAGCCUUGGAAAGCAUCUUCUAAAACCAAUGAGAGUGAUGGCAAAAACCGGGCAGAGAGGUUGUACUCUGGAAGCGACCUUGAAUCCGUUAAAACUGAUACACUUUUGGAGAAGCCAAAUAAAUCUGCCAGUGCACUACUCUCUGAAAAGCAGAAUACAAAGGCAUGUUCUCUGGAUCAGCCAGUGGAGAGACUGGCGUCAACCCCUGUUUCCAAGUCCAACGGGUCAGUCCUGUCUUACCGUUCUCAUUCAGCUGCUUUACUACUGCAGGAUAAUAGGUCUGAGAGCCCAUCUUCGGCCUCUGAGACUGAAUCCACAGGAUCCAGGCGCUUGUCCUCCCUGGGUGAGUUCGAUCCAGCCCCUGAGGUGACUGCGUUAAGUGGUAGGUCGUCUGUGUCCUCGAAGUAUACUCGCUAUGCCAGACUGCAGGAUUCUGUUUCAGAAGGAUCAUCCACUCGAAGUUCCUUUGAGGAAGAAACAGCCAGAGCCACGGCCACUGAAGGCAUGUCUUCGGAAGCAACACACACCCCGACAGGGAUUGAGAUCCGUAGAGUGUGUAGCCCAAGGGAGUCGCUGAGAUCCAAAGCAGUCAUCAAGCCAGCCAUUGUGGAGAUUGACUGUAAGGAGGUUAUGAGUGGUACUGGGGUGGAGCCAUUGAUUCCAGAAAACAAAUCCAGAACCUCCACCAAAUCAGUGAGCAAGAUGUCUAGUAGCAUUACCAUAUACCCCUCCGAGCCAACAUUUACUCGGUCCAGCUGCAGCAGUAGCAAUAGCAGCGAUCCACCGAAGGAAAGGCAUACCUCUACCAGCAAUAUAGUGAUAACUCCAAGGGAGUCCCCGAAUACUGUAUCCAUACCCUACGAGAUCUCUAUCCCCAAGAGUGAAUUCACUCUAAAAUCCUCAGAGGAGGCCGAGGAUGAACUUCCAGCAGAGGACAAGAUAGAAGCUCAGGUCUCCAGGAGCUCGUUCACCAUCAAGGCCCUGGAACCGAUGGAGAAUAACAAUAAUGAGACGUCCUUUGAGAGCGGCAGCAGCAGCGGCAGCAGCGGCAGCAGCAGCAGCAGCUGGAGGAGCCACCAGUCUACCAGGGAGGAGAACACUCCAGAUGUGAAGAACGUGACUGUGAGGAGCACCUGGAGGACCAAGCAAGGGGCAUUCUCCGCUGAUGAGGGCAAGGGACCCAAGAGUGAUGCCGGCGACGAGGACUCUGACUCCUCCAGUACGUGGAGGGCUUAUCGGGCCACCACCGUCCUGGACGGGGAGGAGACCAGCCACACCUCUAAGCCCAGCCCUGCUGAGCUGUACAUGCGGAGGAUAAACAGCACUGUGGGUCCCUGGGAACCACCAGAACCGGUGAGAAGGAGCAAAACCGAGAGCCUCCUGAGGAAGAGCUACACCCAAGCCCAUGAGCCAAUAACCGCGCAGGAGCUGUCCUAUAGGAACCGCCCAAAGUCACCGGCAAGAGAGGACAGCACAGACCUAUUGGCCACCUCCCGAAGAAGGCAGUCUCCAUCGGACCUGGGCUCUGUGAGCAAGAGGCAGUUCUCCAAUCACGAGCUGUGUCCGAGCCAAGGGGGGAUAUCCAGCCGGCCCCUGAGCAGCCGGUCUGAGGGGAGGGGCUCCACGGGACGAACCUGGAACCACCGGCAAGCCGACAACUAAACCAGCCGCCCCUGUUCACCGGGUUUUCCCCCCAUUCCAGGUGCCCUUGGGGAAGACAUCUCCAUCAUACAUCGUUCUUUUGAGUAGCACCUCUCGCCUUUCUGAAAGAAAAUAUUCCUGAGAUACUGUUGUCAUAUUGUUUUUGCCCAUUCCACAGGAAAUGGCACUUGUAUAUUUUUCUAGGAACUAUUCUCCAUGGAUGUAGUUUUACCAGCUGAUAGAUACAUACAACCUGCAUACAUAUGUAUUGUAUAUCUAAAUAUAUAAAUGUGUGUGUUUAUUUUCUUGACUAGGGAGACCUUUGCAUAUCCAUCACUCAGGAGAAACUCUCACAAUAGGACUCAUUACAGUCGGAACUGGCAAUAAGGCACCUGUUGCUGAUUCACACUUUGGGCUUUUAUUUUGAACUGCAAGGACAAAAGGCACGUUAUCAGGGGAGGAAUACAUUCAUUUAAAUGGUGUACUACUUAAAUAAUGCGCGAUUACUGCGUUAUUGAAAAUCUCAUUCACAAUCAUGUUCUCGGCACAGGUUCGCUUGUGCAUAAGGAGUAAGACUAGGGUAGCUAAUUAUGCAUCGUUAUAAUUGUUGAAUUCCUCAUAGAAAAUGUGCUUUUGCAACUGCCUUAAAAUAGGGCUCUUUUGUACUUAAAGGCAGAGGUUACUGACCAGAUGUGGGAGUCAGAAUUGACCAAACGCAGGGAGCGAAUUACUUCUUUUUUUAAAGAAUUUUUAUUUUUUAUUUUUUUUUAUUUCUUGUAAUUGUUUGAAUGAUUGCAAAGUUUCACAAGUCUCUUUGUUUGUGUUCUGUAACUAAAAAAAGACUUUGUAUAGAUAUACUACAAUAGACGAAGGACUUUUCUAUAAUAAAAUGCACUGGCAUAUCCGAUACAGGAACUCCAACACUGAAGUACAGGAAUGCACAGUUUAAACACCACUAAAUGUAAUGUAUAGCAAGCAUAACACACACACACACUGUUAUAAAAUAGAAAACAAGCAAAAUAGGACCUUUUUGCAAAGAGAUGUGUUUUAAGCAUUGCUGUGUAAUGCAUAUUGAAAAGACCAACCAUUUAAAGUCAACAGUAAUGCAACUGAAUUAUUCUUCAUAUGAAUAUUAGUACUGAUUUGUUACAGUGGAUUUAUUAAAAUGGAUUUAUCUAAAUGCAUUAUUACAUUCAAAUAAUUCCAUUAGACCAUUUAAAGUGAAUUGUUUUUAAAUGUAUUUGUGCAAUAUAUAAUGUGUCUUCCUUUGUGGAGACUUAAAGAGUCUUGGCUUUGUGAGCUGUAGAACAACGUUAUACACUUGCUUCACUAGCAAUGUUUGAAUAGUAGCCACAGUAGAAUCUCAGAAUUCCCAGUCAGUGUGUGCUGAAGAUUGCUAAUGCAGUUCUACAUUCUUAGCUUAGUUCUGGUUGGUGGAAAUUGGGAUCAAUUGCAGUUAGAAAGGGUUGGUGUUCCAGAAGGUUAAGCACCUAAUAAAACAAAAUACAAUAUUGAAACAAUUUUAAACAAAUUGUUUAAAUAAACUUUAUAUAAAUUGGAAGCACUGAAAAGGAUUUUAACUAAAACCUUUUUGACAGUUUGCCAAUGUUAAAUUAUGCUAAUCAAGCAAUUAGUGUCAAUUUAAUGACCAGUGAAACUAUCCUCACCUCACUAUUACAUUGAUAACUGAUGAUUUCCAACUCCUGUCUCACAGUAGAGGAAUGGUGGACCUGGAUGGAACCCCCUGCAGUGUUACAAAAACACAUUAGAUAUUUUGAAAUUAAAUGUAGGCAUUAUUCUGAUGUACAAGCAACACCUCUGGGGACUCCUGAUAUCAUACUAUUGGCUUUACUAACUGGUUGAAGAAGGUUAAUACUCUUUUGCUUUCAAAUAAUGAAUCACAUUCUUCCACUGAAAAUCUUUAGGGUGUGAUGUUGCCAUGAGCAUGUACGUUUUGUCAAGCCUGUGUCUUCUGUAAUUCGCUCCUUGCUGUCCUUUGCCACAGCAUUUUGCUUUGCUUAUCCAAGUACAGUAAAUGGCUUCUUGAAACUCAAUAAAGAAAUCAACAUUCUGAAAGUCCCUUGAAAUCUAGGGAAUGGUUCAGCCAUGAUUUGAGAUGAUCUGUGAUUAAAAUGUAGCUUUGUGGUCAGAGGUCUUUCUGAAUUAAUGUACUGUAGACUGUUAGCAAUCUGAGUUCAAAUGGAGGUCAUUGCACCGCCAUGGAUUCCCAUACUCUGGCUUUCCUGUGUUUCCUGGGACUCCACAUUGUCAGCAAUGCUUAGCUGACGUGAUUCCUUGCAAUCCUGUAUUCUCCUGAUGGGGUUGCCACUGUCAAAACCUGCGUUUCUGCAAACCUAACAAACUACAAAAAACCCUCUUCCAUCUCCUGGUCCUCUUUGGCAGUUGUUUUGCACAGUGCGCAGACCCACAAGGACCACCAAAUGGAGUGUUUGCAGUGCGAACUCCCUGAACUGUGUGUGGUUAUUUUUAAAUUAAUUUUAUUUAACAGUCUGUGUAGAUACCUUUGGGCAUUGCAGGAGGAUAUUUCACACAACACUGUGCCAUACAAUUUAAAGAACGUCAAUGCAAAUCUUUAUUAUCCAGAUCUUGUAUUUAAUUUUUGUCCUUUCUGCAUGGACCCUUAAGGAGCUAGCACACUGGUUUGUUUCUCCUUAAUAAAGAGGUUCAGCUGUAGUGUCUUCACCCUUGGGUUGUUAUUUGAAUUCCUCUCACAAGACAUCUGCGGAAAGUCAGUCAGACUCCAGCUCUAAAGCUGAUGAUAUUAUUCCUGUAAACUCUACUGUUCAAGUGACAAACUCCCAUCUGUGUUGCAUCAUUCUCCAUAAACAAAGACCACCAUGUAUGUUAUCGAAAGCCAAUGUCUAGACUUUCAUUCGUGGUGACCUGACCAUGGAUUCCACUUGGGUGUUAACACUUUUUCGACGGUUGCAAGUAUCUUUAAUGUUAAGACCUGUGGAAAAAUCUGCUUAGAUUUUUAGUACCGCCCAGUUGCCAUGUUCAGAGUAAUAACCUUACAUCAAGAAUGUCUUGUAAAUGGACACUAGUUUAAUUGUGAACUACCCUACUACUACAGGGCGAUGGCUGGACAGAGGAGCUGGGAACCAAAAACUAGCCAAAAUACAAGGGAGCUACAUAUGGCAAAACCCUAAGGAGGAUAAAUCAGAAAGCGAUUGCUGGCGGGUAUUAUUUAAUAAUCCCCUGUUUCUCAUCCAUUCAUUUCAGUUACAGUUUAAAGAAAAGCGUUUAAUUUGCCAUACUUCUGAUAGUAGGAGUGUGUGCAAUCCCCCCAGCUGUAUAAUAAUUCUAACCAGAAGGCCUCUGUGUUUGUCUGUUAAAGACCAGGAGCCACCCUGGACAUGCCUCAAGCUUUGCCUUGCAGACUUGUCAAAGCUGAUUUGUAUCCAUAUGAAUUGUUAAUUAUGAAAACGCUGGUUUUCCCCACCGUUUAAAAAAAAAAAAAAAAAAUUCCUUCUCGUAAAUAAACUGUAAUUGUAUCCUAUCGGGAUUUCAGCUUCUGCUUUCAGUAUUUAUAUUCUUCCACUAAAAUGAGGUUUGGGGUAUGGCUGUCUUACAGUCCUGUGAGAGGUGGCUGGUUCUGUACUAAAUUAUAUCGGUCCUCUUGUCUUCAUUUUAACCAGUGUGCACGGGAAUGAGAAAAAUGUUCUGCAACUUUUCUUAAAUGAAAUUCCAGUAAAUCUUACCUAAUAUUCAUGAACUAGCUUCUCAUGGAGAUGUAGAGUGUGCAAGAGCAAUGGUCAUGGAUUGCUAUGAAAAAACCAUUAGAAAGUAACAUACCACAAUGUCAUCUUCUUUCAUAUAGGAACAUGUGAGAGCUGUGAAGUGUUAUUUGGUUUGAUUUACUGGAAUUAUGGUGAUGGCUCUAGACACCCCCAGUUUCUUUGGAUGCAAAUCAUAUUGGUAUACACAGCCUUGUGAUCUCCAAUCUUUUUCCAUAACCCAGCUCUAGGAAUUUCUAAUUAGGAGCAAUUCACUUUCUUCACUUUGAUGAUAAUAAAAGAAAAACACAAGGUGGAUUGACUCUUUUGAAACCCCAGCUUCUCAAAGCAUGGCUUUAAAUCCACAGUAUUCAUUUCUACAAUGGUAAGCCUACUGUAUUUUAUUCCUACUAAGUCAAGUACUGCUGUUUCGCUGCUUUAGCUUACAGAGUUGGCAAGCAUUGCUGAUAUAUGGCCCCUGGGUGCAGAAAGGUUGCAGGUCACGGCUGUAGCUAAUCAUGGAUUUCCCCUGAAAUGUUGGAUAUAAAUACCAGGAAGCAAGACUCUUUGGCAGCUUUCGCUCCCUCAUAUUCUAUAUCUGUUAGUUUAUACAGUCCACUGGGAGGCUGCUACACUGUGACGUAAAAAUAGACCCUACUGCACUGUAUAUGUCACUGUUCUACAAUGUCACCCAACUGCCCUGUAAAAAUUCUGUGUGUGGCUAAAUCGUUUCUGGCUGUAUAUUGAGAUAAAUGUAGCCUGUAGUUAUGUGUCUCAUUGAGGUCUUUAAACAGAGUCUUCAUUGGGCACCACCAUCCUCCUCAUUCUAGGUGCAAUACGAUAAUGAUGCAUUAUGGUGGCUGCAAAAUAAUUUAAGCACUGUGUAACUUGGGAUUUCCAAUGAGAUUUUGUCAAUUAAAAUAAGAACUAAAGGAACUUUCCCCCUAAUUUAUAACACGACCUUGACACACGUAACCAGCUGCUUUGUAUGAUAGAAAAUCAACAACGAUGAACUACUGUUAUAACGAAAUAUGAUGGCUCAUGACUUUAUACCUACAAUAUUCUGUCCUUCAGAACUUCUUGACGAAUGACAAGUAGCGGUAUUGAUUCUUUCAUUUUGAACUAAUUAACCUCUAGCGUGAUGAACAAUGGUGCCUUUUACAUUUAAAAUGAAAUAUUCAGUGAUCUAGCGGCCUUUUGUUGGCUUUGAUGGAGUGAGGAUAAACAUGGUGCCAAUUGCAAGAAAAAAUCGAUUGGCAGCACAGAUUGGGUAGUUCAGUGGGUCCACUGAAGGGAGGGACACUUGGCCUCUCGUGUGAAACGACAGUUGGUGAUAGCUCUUGGACGUGACCUUGGAGCGAUCCACUGUAAUAAGCAGGAAUCUGACAACCGAAUAGAGGAAUACCAGUCCCAAGCAGGCUGGCAGAUGGUGCUGCACCACUAAUAACGUGUUCAAUGGAAAUGCACUGCAUGCUUUCAGAAACUUAAAAAAGCACAGAAGUACAUGUCAGUAGUUGAAUCUAGUAGCUCCACACAGCGGUUUUCAAACUCCUCUUUCUCCACGAAUUCAUGAGCGUUUGAGGGACAUUUUGCCACUGUUUGGUUUACAGGCAAGGGAUGUUCCAACAAACUCCCACAGACCUGUCAAGCAAUACUGGAGGCACAGUAUCAAGACCUACUGAUUGGACUGCAGUAGCAAUACAGCCCUGUUUUUUAUGAGCCUACAUCAGCCUACCUUACAUUCCUAUAUGAGCACUUCACAAACCCAUUUUGGGUGGUUCAGUUCAGGAUGGCUGCGAACGACACUGGCGUUGAAAGGGCAUGGCAUAGUUUGACAAGAUGCUUGACUGCUGGUUGAAAAACCGUUGAAAAUAUCAUGUAUUGGCUUGGCAGCCCUUGGAAAGGACAGGAUACAUGAUCAGGUAAGAGAAGUCCUGUUCAAACUGAACUAUAGGUCUUUAUAAGCGGUCAUUAGAAAAUGAAUCAUGUUUUUGAUUACUGCAGUUGGUAUUCAGUAUGUGUGGGGCAUUUAUUACAAUUUACAUUCUAUAUGAGAUUAGGUAACUGAGUAUUCCACAUUGUCCUAAUAUAUUUAUUAUUAUUAUAUUUCUAUUCAAUAUAAUUCAGGAUACCUUGCCUGUUGGUAGGGACUGGUGUGUCUUUCCUUGACAUUAGGUAAUUAUUGUAUUAAACUAAGAAUGUUUCUGGCCAGUUUCACAGACUCCAGUUGACAGUAAUCUCAGACAUUAGUCAGGGACCGAGAAGAAUAUGGAUUGCCAAGAAUGUGUAAAUAGUCUGUGAUCACUAGCUAACCCAGUAUUAUAGCCCUUGAUUAAUAAGACAUUGGACGUUAUAAAUCAAAUAAUCCUCUUGUUACUGGGAAUGCUCAGCCAUGCCCUUUUGAUGCUCAGUGCUGAUGCCACAGCCUCCACUACCUGUCUUAAGCAAUGUCCAGGUGGUACCUUCAAGACCCCAGCACUAAAUCAUCUGCAGAUUCCUUUCCCGUUCACUAUAAAGCAUUAAUAUGGCCUUUUCUUUUCUUCUUGUGCUAACAUUUUUGAAACGCCAACAUUCUGUAUUGGGACCUUAAGGAAAGUGGAUCCCAAGACCCUGCAACAGGUGGCAGGAUGUAUUUUAGGAAGAACCCCCCCCCCCCCCCCCCCCCCAAUGGUCUUAACACAAAAUGGUGGUAAUCUGGGUCUAGUAGUGUAUUGUUAGACUUGUGUCUCUCAACAAGAACCAAGUUUGUGCCAAAAGCAUUCCAUUUUGUAAUCAGUUUACAGUAACAGACGGAGAAGUACCCAGUGUUUACUCACACCUGUUAUUUCAGUUGCUUAAAGCUUUUUCUGCUGGGAAUGAAAGGGUUUGCAAUAGACAUCCUGUAGGUACAGUAGUAUUUAAAAAUGUUUCACUGAUAUCAUCUUUAUGUUGCAAGCAUUUUUUUUUAAUGAAGCCUCUGGUUAGACCAGUAUAAUUCAGCAUGGAUUGCUGUGUCCCUGGUCAGUUUGAACAUAUUGCUUAUGUUGUAUUGACUACCACUUUACCAUGGUCAAGUGGACAACCAUUUCUACAUGUAACCUGGACCACACUGUUCUGUUAGCAUUAAUAUUAAACUGGCUAAGGCUUUUCCACUAACUACCCCAUGUAGCAAUAUUGAGUACCCAGGAAAUUGCCAUAAACUUUCUUAUUGUUGUCUAUGACACCCUAAUCCAGGGUGAGCUGUGAUGAUUGAUCAUAACCACGAUUUACUGUGGCUAGACAGAGAAAAAUAAACAGGCUAUUUAAAAAAAAAAAAAAAUGCCAGCAACAGGCGAUUUAUUUUCAUCAUUUUUUAGAAUUUCUUUUUCAAAUGUUGUUUUGUUUUUUUUUUUUAACCUGUAUAUUUGUGUUGGUUUGAAAAUCACUCCUGGGGAGGUGCGCCGCAUUUCUUUACAAACACUCCACCCUAAAAGGCGUGACUUCUUUGAGUUUAUUUUUAUUUUAUUUUUUUUAGUGAUAUGCAUUACAAAAGAUGAUAUUUGAAAUCUGCCACAAGAAAAUACUAUAUAUUUAUCGAUGAUAAAAUUCAAAUUGUUUCAAGGAAAUACUGAUUUAAAAUAAUAAUUUUUCCCUUUUUUUUGUUCUAUAUUUAGUGUGCAUAUAUAAUUGUGAACAGUCAAAUGUUGCCAAAGAGGGUGCAAUAUUUAUUUUUAAAUAAAAAAAAAACAAACAGAAAAUAUUACUAAAACUAUGGAAUAUUAUUUUUAAAUAUGGAUAUA